AUGUCGUUUUAUAAAACUUUAUAUGAAAAUUGGGAUGCUACCAUAUCCAAAUUGGAUUUGAAAUAUCGUCGCACUUGCAUCCUAUUUAAUAAGCAACAACAAUUACAACAAGCAUCUCCAUCUCAACAACAAAACGAUGAAUGUGGCUGUGGUCGUUUGAAAAGGUCGCACAGCUAUGAAGGUGAACCCAUGUUACAACGUAGUGAUAAUUGGAAUUCUGAAUAUUGUUCGAAAGAGGAAAAAGAUAUGAAUAAUUUUGGUAUAUUGUACAAUCCUUAUGCAUCAUGCUUAACUAAGUUUAUUCGUUGUGAUAUCAAAGUAACGGCAGAAAAACUUUACAACUUGAUACACGAGGAUUAUAAAAAAGAGCCAAGCUUAAUAAUAAGCAUUCUUGGUGGCGCAAAAUAUUUUAAAAUGAACAAGAGUUUGAAGAAGGAAUUCAUGCGUGGUAUUAUCGGAGCAGCUACAACUGCUGAUGGGUGGAUAUUGACCACUGGUUUAAACAGUGGUAUUGCCAAAAUGGUUGGUGAAGCAAUAUCGGAAGAUCGGAUAUUAAAUGGCUGUUCAAAAGAUGUAGUCAGUAUUGGUUUCACAAAAUGGGGAAGUCUAACUAAAAAAACUAGAGAUUGGUUAUCGGAAAAAUUUACUUACCAGGGAAAUGCUAUGCAUUAUGAUGCAAGGGAAGAAGACUAUACAUUUCCUCAAGAAAUGUUGGAAACAAAUGAUGCUGAGACUGUAGAAUUACAUCACACAUAUAUGUUAUUGUUUGAUAAUGGUCAAUUAUCUGGUUAUAUAGGCGACCAACAGCGACGUACAUUCGUACGAUCGGCAUCCAACAAUGGAAAAAACAAAUGCUACCCAGUAACAGUUAUUGUAGAAGGAGGUAUAAAUACGUUGGAUGUGAUACUGAAUGAUUUGAAAGAAAAUCGUCCUGUUGUAAUUAUAGACGGCAGCGGUAGAAUAGCGAAUGUAUUAAGUGAUUUGCUAAAGCAAUAUCCUGAGAGGGUUCCAGAACGUAAUGAAAUUGUUGAUCGACUAAAAAAAGAAUUUCAAAAUAACGAGACGAACUCAGACGCUUCCUCUAAAUCUGUUAAUUACAAACUUUGCGUUUACGAAAUAACCCAGAUUAUGAACAUGAAAAGCCGUGAUCUUUUGAAUGUUUAUUCGUUCGACGAAGAUAUUAAUGUUGCUGAAACAAUAUUCAAUGCAAUUUUGAAAGGUUACAACAUGAUGGUUCGUGGAUAUCGAAACAAUCUUGAUGGUCAGCUUGCAAAUCAGGCACAUUUAAAAGAAAAUACAAAAACUUUACUAGAUCUAGCAAUUCAAUGGAAUUCAUUGGAAGGAAUAAAACACGUCUUUGAAGAUAUUAAAGAAAAGCCACAAGAGCUGUUCUCUGAAGAUAUUGGAAAAAGUUUUAUUACUUCAGUCAAAGGUAAUAAACCUCUGUUGGUCAAUUAUUUACUUCAAUCUCAAUAUGAUGUUUUGCACGAAUUACAUCAAGACGACAUCUUAGAACUAUAUCAAAAUGGCUGGAACAAACAACAUGCGAAACGAUAUUUAUUUCCUGGAUUGAACGGAGAAAACCGUGAAAACCCUGACUCACUUGCUGGUGUUGAUCUGCUCUGUGAAGAAUAUAUCGGUUCCUUUAUGCAGCCUUUGUACUCGAAACGAAAGCGUAUUUUGGCUAGUCUGAAACGCACAUAUGAUGGACUAAUUCAAAAAAUUUGUAGAUGCUGUUGGAAACCAGAACCUCGCAUGAAUCACUUUUAUAAGUAUCUACUUCCAGUGAGACGUCGUUUAAAAGACGACAAAAAAUAUUCAGAACAACAUAAGCUACGAGAUCUCUUUCUAUGGUCUGUAUUUAUGGGUCAUGUCGAACUGACUAAAGUACUACUCGUUCAUCUGAAACCAAGAACCUGUGCUUCACUUAUUGCAUCAAAAAUAUUCACAGAAUACUCGAAAUAUGCGAGCAUUAUUGAGAUGAAAGAAAAAAUGAAGAGUAUAGCAGACGAAUUUGAAUUAUAUGCAAUACAGUGCAUCAAUAGUUGUUAUGAGCAUGAUGAAACAAAAGCCUGUGAGCUCAUUUUGCGAGAGAUACCACUCUUUGGUUAUAUAACAUGUGCACAAGUUGCUGUGGCAGCUGAAAGCAAGAAAUUUCUAUUGACGGUUUGUUUUGAUCGAGUUAUGAAUGACGCUUGGUAUGACAAACUUGAUGAAGCCAAUCGUAAUGGUGCCGAAAAGCCAAUGCUUACUCUUGGUUUGUUCAGUUUUGGUGUUCUUGCACCCUUCUAUGUUGUCUUUCGUAAGCAACAGCAUGAAGAAUCGCAAGAACAGUCACCAUCGAAUAAAAAUGAACAGUGA
Molecule: messenger RNA, 2361 nt
Organism: Adineta steineri
Lineage: Eukaryota; Metazoa; Rotifera; Eurotatoria; Adinetida; Adinetidae
Source: the annotation of a GenBank genome assembly